Molecule: messenger RNA, 6390 nt
Organism: Vanessa atalanta (red admiral)
Lineage: Eukaryota; Metazoa; Arthropoda; Insecta; Lepidoptera; Nymphalidae
Gene: Sec24CD
Product: protein transport protein Sec24C
Exons: 18
Coding region: 126-4187 (1353 amino acids)
Biological process (GO): endoplasmic reticulum to Golgi vesicle-mediated transport; COPII-coated vesicle cargo loading; intracellular protein transport
Cellular component (GO): COPII vesicle coat; endoplasmic reticulum exit site
Molecular function (GO): zinc ion binding; SNARE binding
Source: RefSeq, a predicted model, not a curated record
CGCUGACAACACCGUCAGGGAUACGUGGCCCGUGGUUCUAUGCGAUUGAUGUGUGUUGUUUAUAUUUUUUAUUAUCGAAUUUCACCAAAAAAUUGAAGAGAAGCCAUUGCUAGGCUUCAUUAAUUAUGAUGAAUCCACAGUAUCUGCCACCAGGGCAGAAUAAUAAUGCACCAAAUAAUCCACUUGGCUUCCCACCGACAUCUCAAGACUAUAAUGGUGUCCAAAAUGCUAACAUUUAUAGCCAAAUGCCACCCAAUGGACCUCAGAUGGAUAUGUCUCAAAAGAUGCAGAACCUAAACAUUAAUGGACCACAAGGCCAAUCCAAUAUUCCCACAUCUCAAUUACCACCUGGUCAAUUUCCUCCUUCAAACUUCCCACCAAUGUCCAACUUCAGUGGUCAAUUGCCACCUGGUAUGAAGCCCUUAGGUCAGCAAAGCAGACCUCCAGUAAGCAGUGCUCCACAGCAAUUUCCACCAUCAAUGAACCAAACUGUGCCUCAUUCCUCUGCACCAGGGCAAGUACCCCAGCCGCAAAACUAUGGUCAGCCUCCAAUGCAGCAGGUUCCACCUAACUCUCAACCCCAAGGACCACAGAGUUCUCAGCUUGGCCCCCCACCUUCCAUGGCAAGGGGUGGACAACCGCAAAUGUCUGGACCUCCCCAAGCUGGCUUCCAAGGUCCGCCACCUUCUAGCCAACCUGGUUCGCAACCUCAACAAAUGCGAGGUCCACCUCAACCUGGAAUGCAACAACCUAAUUUAUCUGGACCUGGCUUUCCACCAAAUCGCGGGCCACAAACUGGAACUGGUGGUCCACCACAGCAAGGACAAAUGUCAGGCUUACCUCCACAACCAAUGCCUGGACAGGGAACUCCAACGAGUCAACCUAGCUUUUCACAGUCUGGUUUAACAUCUAGUCAUACUGGAUUGCCUCCUCAACCUAACAUGACUCAAUCAAAAUUACCUCAGUCAGGUCCACCUGGUUCGCAAGGUGGCAUGCCACAACAACCAGGUGAAGUACUAAGUCAACCUGGACCACCCGGUAUUUCACAACAACCAAUUGUAAGUCAACCAGGUCUAUCAUCACAACCUGGUAUGCACUCUCAACCUAGAAUACCACAGCAUCCUGGAAUGCAACCACAACCUGGAAUGCAACCACAACCUGGAAUGCAACCACAGCCUGGAAUGCAACAACAACCUGGUAUGCCACCCCAAUCUGGUAUGGGAUCGCAACCUGGUAUGGGUUCGCAAUUUGGCAUGCCACCUCAACCUGGCAUGCCAUCACAACCUGGAAUGCCAUCUCAGCCUGGAAUGGCACCUCAACCGGGAAAGCCGCCACAACCUGGUAUGCCACCGCAACCUGGCAUGCCACCUCAACCUGGCAUGCCGCAGCAAUCUGGGAUGCCGUCACAUCUUGGUAUGCCACCGCAACCAGGCAUGCAAACACAGCCAGGUAUGCCACCGCAACCUGGCUUGCCACAGCAACCUGGUAUGCCGCCACAGCCAGGUAUGCCACCGCAACCUGGUAUGCCACCACAGCCUGGCAUGCCACCGCAACCUGGCAUGCCACCGCAACCUGGUAUGCCACCUCAGCCUGGCAUGCCCCCGCAACCGGGAAUGCCUCCACAACCAUCUUCACAAUAUAAUCAGUACCAAACGAUGCCCGGCUUACCACAUAUGCCGCCACCACUAAGUCAGCAGAGACAGUUCCCGGCAGCCCCUGGAACUCAGCCUGGAUAUAAUGCUCAAUAUUCUGGGAUGCCACCAAUACCACCACAACAACAGCAAAUGGGCGCGCAAGGCUACCCGCCUUUCCCAGGCCAACAACCAAGCUACAACCCGCAAUACCAGCAACCGCCGCAGAAGCGCCUGGACCCUGACCAGAUGCCUAGCCCAAUCCAAGUUAUGGCUGAUGAUCAGCAAAAUCGUGGAGGAGUUUUCGUCACCAAUGAGAAGGGGCUCGUCCCACCCUUGGUCACGACAGACUUUGUUGUUGACGAUAAGGGCAAUGCCAGUCCAAGAUACAUAAGAAGUUCAAUGUACAGUGUGCCCGUCACCGCUGAUCUCUUGAAACAGACAUCAAUGCCAUUCUGUUUAGUUAUAUCACCAAUGGCCGAGACAGUAGGUACGGAACAAGAGCCCCCUGUACUCGACUUUGCAGCCCUGACCGGCUCUCCCAACAUGGGGCCAGUCCGAUGCAGUCGGUGCAAAGCCUACAUGUGUCCGAAUAUGAAGUUUAUAGAUGCUGGUAGACAUUUCAAAUGUGCUUUCUGUAAAGCUACAACAGAAGUGCCCAUGGAGUACACGCAGUACAUCAACAGCAUGCAGCAGUACGGUCGCGUGCCGGCGGAGAUGGCGCUCGGCGCCUACGAGAUCGUCGCCACCAAGGAGUACUGCCGGAAUAACACCUUACCAAAUCCUCCAGCGGUGGUGUUUGUUAUAGAUGUCUCAUACAACGCUAUCAAAAAUGGCUUAGUGCAGACGAUUUGUGAUAAUGUUUUGGACAUUAUUGAGUCGAUGCCCAAGGACGAACAGACCGGCAAGAGUUGGACUCGUGUGGGUUUCAUAACAUACAGCACAACUGUACAUUUUUAUAAUAUUAAGGGCACACUGGCUCAACCACAAAUGCUGUCAGUGGGUGACGUCGGGGACAUGUUCGUACCCCUUCUAGAAGGAUUCCUCGAGAGGCCAGAAGACAGCGGUCCAGUCCUGCAAGCUCUACUGCAACAAUUGCCAGUCAUGUUCGAAAACAAUAAAGAAACCGAGACGAUAUUAUUACCAGCCGUGCAGGCAGGUUUAGAAGCUCUCAAAGCAGCUGACACAUCCGGUCAACUUCUAGUGUUCCACACAAGUCUUCCAACUUUCAACGCUCCGGGGAAACUCAUCAAUAGAGAAGAUAGGAAACUGCUCGGUACAGAUAAGGAAAAGCAGAUAUUAUCGCCGCAGACGACGGCGUACAACGAGCUGGGCCAGUCGUGCUCCGCGGCCGGCGUGUGCGUCCAGCUCUACGUGUGCAACAACUCGUACGUGGACGCCGCCACGCUGGGGCAGCUGCCCCGGCUCACCGGGGGGCAGCUGCACAAGUACACGUACUUCACGGCCGACACGGACGGCGCGCGGCUGGCGUGGGACGUGCGGCGCGCCGUCACGCGCGCGUGCGCGCACGACGCCGUCAUGCGCGUGCGCACGUCCACCGGCGUGCGCGCCACCGACUUCUUCGGGCACUUCUUCAUGUCCAACACCACGGACGUCGAGCUCGCUGCGAUCGACUCCGACAAGGCGGUGGGCGUGGAGGUGAAGCACGACGACAAGCUGACGGGCGAGGAGGGCGUGUUCGUGCAGGCCGCGCUGCUCUACACGCACCGCAGCGGCCAGCGGCGCCUGCGAGUGCUCAACCUGGCGCUGGCGCUCGCGCAGCAGCUCGCCGACGUGUACCGCUCCGCCGACCUGGACACGUGCGUCAACUUCCUCACCAAGCAGGCCGUGUGGGCGCUGCGCGAGGCGGGCCCGCGCGCCGUGCGCGAGGGGCUGACGGCCCGCUGCGCGCGCUCGCUGGCCGCCUACCGCCGCCACUGCGCCUCGCCCUCCUCCGCCGGCCAGCUCGUGCUGCCCGAGUCCAUGAAGCUGCUGCCGCUCUACACCAGCUGCGUGCUGCGCUCCGACGCCGUGGCGGGAGGGCCCGACAUCACGUGCGACGACCGCUCGUGCGCCAUGUACCGCGCGCUGACGGCCGACGUGUCGCAGUCGCUGGCCUACACGUACCCGCGCCUGCUGCCGCUGCACGCGCUGCCCGCCGCGCCGCCGCAGCCGCUGCGCGCCUCCAUCGACAAGAUGACGGACCAGGGCGUCUACCUGCUCGAGAACGGAGUGCACAUGCUCAUCUGGGUCGGGUCGCAGGCGCCCGCGGACUUCGUCCGGGACGUGUUCGGCGCCAGCUCCCCGCAGCACGUGGAGGCGCACGUGUGCGAGCUGCCCGAGCUGGACACGCCGGCCGGCCGCGCCGUGCGCGACCUCGUGGCCGCCGUGCGCCGCCAGCGCCGCAGCGCCAUGCGGUUAACGGUUAUGCGUCAACACGACAAGCUGGAGACGGUGCUACGUCACUUCCUGGUGGAGGACCGCGGCGUGGACGGCAGCACCUCCUACGUGGACUACCUGUGCCACAUACACAAGGAGAUCAGGUCGCUGCUAUAGCACGACUGACUCGAGACCACAAUGUUUAACGACUUUUAUACGCGUUUCCUUCAGCUCCUUACAGAUAUAUAGACGGCUGAUCGGCCAGACUAACGCGAGGUCAUGUCGAGGUCAUUAAGGAACUCAUUGGAGAUAUUUGCCAACGUUAUGAUAAUCAUUGUUAUCAUAUAACGCGCGCGAAUAAAGAAAAGAUUUAUAAAUGGCGGACAGUACUUAUCCGGUUUGUACGGUUAGCAAAAUAUGUAAUAUUAUUUAUUUGUAACCUAUAUUGAUUAUGCAAUGAGAUUAUUAAAACGGUGCUUGUUUUGACGCCAUUGAAUUAGGUUAUGUAAAUAAAUAAAAUUUAUUAAUUAUAUAUAAUACAGUAAUAAUGUCUUUUAUUUCGAAUGAAUAUUUUAAAUUAAAAUUGAUUUGUGUUUAUGAACUGUUUUUCUAACCGUACAGAGUACAGUCUGCCACCAUUAAUAAAUAUUUUUUCUAUUAGCACGGGUUAGACCUUACGUAACGACGUCACCUAAUUUGUUAAGUCCCUUGUUCGUGUACACUCGCUCACUUAAAAUAAUCUACAGCCAGGAAUGGAUUGUAUUGGCAAACCUUAAUCGCGGAAAUAUAUGCAAAGAGACUGGAUGAAAUAAAAUAGAGAUUUAGUUUGUGUUGUGAUUUGCACUGUGCGUGUCCGCGAGGAGUAACAAAGCGCCUGUAAUAUGUUCUCGGUUGUAAUGGAAAUAGUUUUAUGUAACAAUAAAUGUGAUUUUACAAUUGAUGUUUGUGUUUAGAGGCGUAAAUAAAUCGUUCGUCUGUCCUUUUCUAGCUUAUAAAGUUAGAUUGUGAUAGAUAAUUUUUUUUUUUUUACGAAUUAAUAUAUCUCUAAUGUAACGUUCAAAUAUUUGUUACGUUAUUGUGACAGUUUAAAAAUAAAAGGUCAUAAGUAUUUUUUUCUGAAAAUACAACGCAAUACAAUCGGUUAUGGCGUUGGAAUUAUUAUCUAGAUUUUAACAUUGAUUUUAUAUAAAAGUUUAUUUUAAAUUACAACUGAUACAUUGAUUAAUUAUUAUUAACAAUAGAAUCGACUUCAACUCUCAUUACAAGUAUUAUCGUGGAGCCUGCCUGUUAUCUGUAACGCCGUUUUGUAUACAGAUCGCCAAAAGAUAAGAUAAAUUUGUAAUACUUUAAAGUUCCAAGUGUACUUUUAGCGUAUUUAUAAAGUCGUUAAACAUUGAUAACACGUCACCGUGUCGAAACUUAAAUUGUUAUAAUAAUUCCGUAUUGUGUGAAGAUCUUAUUGCGUGAGUUAUAUUUAUGUGGAGAAUAUUUUAUAUUGUGUACGUUGAGGUUAAUUGUUAUACGGGCUGUUGAUAAAAUUCAUUAUAUUAGUAGACUGUAAGUUUGUCUAGUCUCCAGUUUUUGAAACGCUGAUUCGAUUGUCUCGUCUUUAUCUCUGAACGGUGAUUGGUUGAUAUCUACCGAUGAGACAAUAAGCGACCAAUGAGCGUUCAGUAUUUUUUUUUUUAUAUUCAUAGCUUAAGAAACUGGUGAUAAAUAAUUCAUAAACAUUUUAAACUUUAUAGUGGGAGGUACUUUAAACAGAGCAGUAAGCUGUAUGUAUGACGUAAUGACCUUAUUUACAAACAUAUAGUUAGUUUCAUGUUAGUAUGUGUGGAUGAAAUCUUACAGUUGAAUUAUAACCAAUUCAACAUUUUAGGUACUGGUGACAAAACAAUACACUAAUUUAGUAAUUAAACUAGGACUGUGUGAAGCUUUUAAUAUCGAUAAUAAUAUUUAAAACAUCUAAGAUAUAUCUAUCUCGCUCACACGACUAUAACUUAAAUGUAAUAUAUUUUAUUAAUAGCCUCUGUAAUGUUAAUGACCUAAUAUUAAAAAUUAUACAUGGAUUGAAUAAUUUUGAACUUCAAUGUACAUUAUCUAGAAUAAAGGUAUAUCAAAUAUUUGCAAGUGUCAAAUUAUCGAAGAACAAUAAGUAAUGUGAAUGAUACAGUUGUUUUUGAAAUUUCGAACUGUUUGAACGACCAAGAUGUUAUAAGAUUAUAUAGAAAACUUAAUUUAUAUAUUUUUCUAUUGUAAUAAUUUUAUUCUGACAAAAUUUUCCUUCGUUAUAAGUAUGUUCACACUGAUAUAAUUUUAUGUUAUUUUGAUAAUUAUGUAUCGCUGUUUAUUUUAUUGUUCUACGCAAUAAGUAUAUAUA